CCCAUCCUCACAUCUCAUUCCAUAAACCGAUUUUGAGAAAGAAAACAGAGCAAAAAAACAAGAACACAACCACGACGGAGAGAGAGAGAGAUAUUGAUCGAACAGUUGUUUUGGGUUCGGAGCGGUGGCGACCGAAAACCCAGAACAAGAGACGAUAGGUCGUCUCCAAUCGUUUUUAUCGUCUUUGUUGGCGAGUCUUGGAGGGGUUUUUGGCCAUAACGAAGAAGAAUCUGAAUCAGAGUCAGACAUGGGUUCAAGAGCUGUUGUUCCAGACCAACAACCCAGAGGGAGAGGAGGUAAGCAGAAGAAUGGACAAGCAGAAGGAAGAAACCGGCGCGUUCUUAGAGAUAUUGGAAACCUUGUACCUGUUCCUACUGUAGAAGAGAAGCCCCAAAAUCAGAUCUCUCGCCCGGUUACAAGGAGUUUGUGUGUACAACCAGCAGCAGCAGCAGAGAAAAAGAACAAGAAACCACUUGCAGAAGUUGUUAAUGGUGGAGGUGCAGUAAAAGCAGCAGCUGCUGCACACAAGAAGCAUUACGAUCCUCCAAAACCAGAGACGGUAAUUGUCAUAAGCUCUGAUGAGGAAUUGGAGUCCGAGGAGAAAAAAAAGCCUGUCGCUGUCAUUGCAAGAAAGUCGCGAGUUGGGUCUUCUAGGACCAUGACUUCGAUCCUCACUGCUCGAAGCAAGGUUGCGUUGUGUGGACCCACCACGAAACCGAAGGUUCCAAUAGCAGACAUUGAUGCAGCAGAUGUUGAUAAUGAAUUGGCAGUUGUGGAGUAUGUUGAGGACAUCUACAAGUUCUACAAGCUAACAGAGGGCGAGAGUCGAGUUCACGAUUACAUGGAUUCACAGCCUGAAAUCAAUUCAAAGAUGAGAUCAAUUCUCAUAGACUGGUUGACAGAGGUUCACAGAAAGUUUGAACUAAUGCCUGAGACCCUUUACCUCACAAUUAACAUAGUUGAUCGGUACCUUUCAAUGAAUGCUGUCCCAAGGAGGGAGCUUCAGUUGGUCGGCAUUAGUUCAAUGCUAAUUGCUUGCAAGUACGAAGAAAUUUGGGCACCAGAGGUUAGUGACUUCAUUGUCAUAUCGGACAAUGCUUACGUUAGAGAACAGAUUCUUAUCAUGGAGAAGGCGAUUUUGGGAAAGCUAGAAUGGUAUUUAACCGUUCCUACGCCCUAUGUCUUCCUCGUUCGCUUUAUCAAAGCUUCUGUUCCAUCCAAUGAUCAUCGUGAGGAGAUGGAGAAUAUGGUGUUUUUCCUGGCUGAACUUGGUCUGAUGCACUACCCAACCAUCAUAUUGUACUGCCCGUCAAUGAUUGCUGCUUCGGCUGUUUACGCUGCACGGUGCACCCUCAACAGUAACCCUCUCUGGACCGAAACUCUGAAGCACCACACCGGUUACUCUGAAGAUCAAUUGGGGGAUUGUGCAAAGAUGUUGGCAAGGUUUCACUCAGAUGGAGGUGGUGUAGAGAAAAGUAAGCUAAAGGCAGUGUACAAGAAAUUCUCAAGUCCAGACAGAAGCUCUGUUGCUCUCUUUCCACCAGCAAGGAGUCUUCUUCUUGUGCUUUAAAGAAAGUCUCUGAUUUGGCACUUCCAAAUGGGAUGAUGGAGUGGUAUAGUAUUAGUAGUAGGAGUUUGUUGAAUUUGAGAUUAGUAUUAGUAAGUAGCAGGAGUUUGAUGAAUUUGAGAUCAUUGUGGGCUGUUAUGAUCUCGUCUAUCAUAGCUAAUAUAUGUUAAUAGUUGAGUGAUUUGCUUUUGAAAUUUUUGAUGAGGUGUUUCAUUAUUAUGAUUUGAUUGAUUGAUUCACUUUCUGGUAAAA
Messenger RNA from Camellia sinensis, 1819 nucleotides. The record is from RefSeq and is a predicted model, not a curated record. NCBI's taxonomy places the organism in Eukaryota, Viridiplantae, Streptophyta, Magnoliopsida, Ericales, Theaceae.